Fonsecaea pedrosoi CBS 271.37 is the source of this 1029-nucleotide messenger RNA. RefSeq lists its product as uncharacterized. Gene Ontology annotation, cellular component: Dsc E3 ubiquitin ligase complex; endoplasmic reticulum. The transcript has a single exon. Lineage: Eukaryota; Fungi; Ascomycota; Eurotiomycetes; Chaetothyriales; Herpotrichiellaceae. The coding region runs from base 1 to 1029 and encodes 342 amino acids. Gene Ontology annotation, biological process: protein processing. The record is from RefSeq and is a predicted model, not a curated record.
AUGUCCCUAAAACCACCCCUCCUCGCCGUCCCGUCACGGCACCACCAACAACCACGAGACGACCAGCAGCAGCAGGAUCAGGAAGACUACGACUAUGAGAUCACGAUCCGCUUCUCCGCGUCCCUGCCGGACCUGCUCCUGUCAAUUCCCGCCUCCCUCAAUGCCAACACGGCCACGCUGAAGCAGCUGAUCCGGUCGCGCAUCCCUGACGCCUACGCCAAACACCGCAUCCGGCUGAUCCACGCGGGCAAGGCCCUCGUCGACGAUGUCCCGCUUGCGGCGUCGCUGAAGAGGAACGUCUCCAGGCCGCCGAGUCGGAUCGGCACGCCGGGUCCGUACGAUGAGAGAUCUAAUGGCUCUGUCGCGGCCGGGAAUUCUGGGGGUGACAGGAGACUGGAACUUGGAAACAAGGGCAAGCAACCCGUGCGGGAUCCGCCGGCGCAGGCGAGAAUCUACAUACACUGCUCGAUAGGCGACAUUGUCCUCUCCGCUGCGGAGUUGGCAGCUGAAGCGGCGAUUGCGGCAUCCGCCAAAGCGAGCGAGGACCAAGAUGAGGACACCAAAGCGGCCACGGACCCAGCGCAGCAGCAGCAGACGACAACGACGCCCGCGCCUCGCGGCUUCGACCGUCUCCUCAACGCCGGCUUCAGUGCCACCGAGGUACAGUCCCUCCGGCUCCAGUUCCUUGCGAUCCAGGCCCACACGCACACGCCCGACACGAUGCCGUCACCCAACACGCUGCGGAACAUGGAAGACCGGUGGCUCGACAACUCCACGACGGGCGCGAACGCCGACCUGGGCACCGACACCGCAGCAGGCUCUGCCGCGGGGAUCGGCGGCGACGACGACAUCCAGGCCGGCGCCCUCGACGACAUCAUCUGGGGCACCGCCAUGGGCUUCUUCUGGCCCGUCGGCUGUCUGGUGUGGGGGGUGCGUGAGGAGGGCAUCUGGAGCCAGCGCCGCAAAAUGGCCGUCAUCGUGGGGUUUUUGUUGAACAUUGGACUGGGCAUUAUCAGGUAUACCGGUUGA